Messenger RNA from Rhagoletis zephyria (snowberry fruit fly), 1053 nucleotides. The record is from RefSeq and is a predicted model, not a curated record. Lineage: Eukaryota; Metazoa; Arthropoda; Insecta; Diptera; Tephritidae.
AUGGGUUUUGUCAACGACAUUAGUUGCUGCGAGCUGACUCCUGAGGCCCGUUCACGCCUAGUCAAAACACCUGCUGACGUUGCCGGCGUAGUCGUCAAGUUUAAGCCAAAGCAGUUCUUUGUGGACAUUGACCGCUUGGAGUUUGUCGCCAACAACGCUAUCAUGUCUGAGCUGGGCAUCACUCCACGACUUCUCUACAUCGACGCCGAUUGCAUGAUUAAUGAGUACGUCCCUUCGAGAAAUUACAAAAUUGAGGAAGACCUGGAUCCAAAGACGGUGAAAGAACUGGCAAGAGUACUUGCGCGAAUCCAUUCUGCAAAGCCGCCUAUCAGCUCCAAGACCUUCAAAAACUGGGAAAAGCUUUUUGAUGAGGACAGCCCAAUGAUGAAAAAUCCCCCAAUGAAAAACAUCAUUGAUAAAAAGUACUUAGACUCGUUAAAAGAGGAAACCGAAGAAAUCAAAGCAAAGUACUGGGAUCUUUUGGAGUCGAUUGAGUACCUAGAGAGCAGUCGACUGACUCGAGAGCUGAGCAAGAAGGUCAAUUCGACUUUUGUUUUCAGUCAUUCCGACUUUAAUCGAGGCAAUCGAUUGGUAGCAAAGGUCAAAGAUCCGGAAACAGGAGUAGAAAAGAAGCGCAUCUGGAUUGUUGACUUUGACUACUCGACCAUCAACUACCGAGGCAUCGACUUUGGGCGGUAUUUUAGCAACUACCGCCACGAAGAUGACAUGUUUGGUGAUGAAGGCUUUCCUACUGAUGAGGAGAUGGCCCUUUUCCUCGAAGAAUAUCGACAAGAAUGUGCCAGAAUUCAGGGACAGUUUUAUCUUGAGGCAAAUCCGCUAGAAAUGCUUAUUCGAGAAGCAAAGAUUUUUGCGAUGCAAGCCUAUAGUGACUUCUUCUUCUGUUUAAUGAUGUACACAAACGAUCCAAAGGGACCAAGGAAGGACUACUUUCUGGAAGCCGCAUUUAACCGAUACUCUGGGUUGCAAAAACUAAAAAAGCGUUUUACUGAGGACGGAACAAUUCCUUAUGUGUUGAAGCAAGAGAAAAAAUAG